AUGGUUCGUUACGUGCCUCGCCUGGCUGAUGGCCAACGGAUAAAGCUUUCCUGGCCUCUUGCGCUGUAUCGUCACGAUAUCUUCUUCUGGCCAUUGGACCCGAGUACCUCACCCAAUGGGCGUCGCUUUUAUUAUUCGCUGGCUUUCGUCGGAUUCCUAAUCUAUUUGCAUCUCACUGAUGCGGAACUUCGCUAUUUACGCUUUCAGAGAAGCAAUGUAGAUGCCUUUCUGACUGGGGUGCCCACCUGCCUGAUUCUUGUGGAGUCCCAAAUUCGCUCUGGGCAUGUCCUGUGGUACAGAGCAGAAUUGCUUCAGUUACUGCAAACAUACUUCGCUUGCAUCUAUGUGGAUCGUAAUACGGAACCGAAAGUCUUUCGAAAAGUUGAGCGCAAGCUACUGCCAAAUCGACUGGUCUCCUCGCUCUACUUAAUGGUCGUCUCUGGCUAUGUGAUCGCGCCCAUUAUUAUGUUGAUCAAGAGAGCCCAAGAUUAUAUUUUCCCCAUGAUCCCCGCAUACGAUAGCCGACCAAUGUACAUAUUUGUGCCACUGACGCUAAGCUGUGUCUGGGUGGGACUUUCUAUUGUUAAUAUGGUUAUUGGGGAGACUGCCCUGCUCUGUGAACUGCUUUCUCAUCUCAAGGGUCGCUAUAUGCUGUUGCAGCGCGAUAUGGACUCCGCAAUAGAUCAAAUACUGGCAGCUCGACAGAGUCCGCAUAUUGCACGCCAAUUGCGUCAGGUGAUUGUCGAGACUCUUCGCAAGAACGUGGCACUUAAUCGAUUUGGAGAACAGCUGGAGAAUCACUUCACUUUUCGCAUAUUCAUCAUGUUCGCCUGCUGCGCCGGCUUGUUGUGCGCCUUGAGCUUCAAGACAAUUGUGAGUCCAACGGGCACCUAUAUAUAUCCGAUUUGGUUUGCCGCCAAAACUAUAGAACUACUUUCGUUGGGUGAGAUUGGCUCCGAUCUGGCACGUAUGACAGACUCUCUAAGUACGGUGUACUAUCUAACGAGAUGGGAGCAGGCAAUCUAUUACUCCUCCAAUCGUCGUGAGAAUCUGCGGCUGAUGAAGGUCGUCGCAGUUGCAAUUGAGCUCAACCAUAAACCUUACUAUAUGACGGGCUUGAAGUACUUUUCAGUCAGUCUCCAAGCAGUUGUAAAGAUACUACAGGGUGCUUUCUCCUACUUCACGUUUCUUACCUCGAUACGCUGAGUGAGCGACU
Messenger RNA from Drosophila grimshawi, 1216 nucleotides. It is a transcript of the gene Or35a, whose product is annotated as odorant receptor 35a. The record is from RefSeq and is a predicted model, not a curated record. The transcript is spliced from 4 exons. Bases 1 to 1206 code for a protein of 401 amino acids. Lineage: Eukaryota; Metazoa; Arthropoda; Insecta; Diptera; Drosophilidae. Gene Ontology annotation, biological process: detection of chemical stimulus involved in sensory perception of smell; sensory perception of smell. Gene Ontology annotation, cellular component: plasma membrane. Gene Ontology annotation, molecular function: odorant binding; olfactory receptor activity.